Messenger RNA from Geodia barretti, 3000 nucleotides. The record is from the annotation of a GenBank genome assembly. NCBI's taxonomy places the organism in Eukaryota, Metazoa, Porifera, Demospongiae, Tetractinellida, Geodiidae.
CGGGCAGAGGUCGUACACUUUCAACACAGAGGCAGCGGCCACGGCCAGGCUCUUGCGUUUGGGACCGAAAAAGUUACACUCUAUGCAGUGCUCCACGCCGGUCGGCGGGUGCAACUCGCGAUAGAUGGCGUACAUGGAGACGCUGUCCUGGAAGGAGGCGGCGGAGGAGCCCAAAGUGCGCUCCAAAUAGAAAUUAAUUUUUCCGCGCCACGUGCAAGUCGACAAGAGAGAGCUAGACUUUCCGCCGGGGGAGACUUGUGGUUGCGCAGCGGCUGCUGCACUGCAAGGGCGGCAGGUUAGAGGGGCCGUAUAACGAGCAACAGGGCUAAACUCUGCGGCAGGUUUGAGCGAAACUUUGCGGUUUUCGGGUGAUAAGUCUUUCACACACCUCCUCGAGUGAGAGAUGGCCGACGAGCAGGCAAUUUGCACUGUGAUCAAGGAACAGUUUGGGGCGGAGGUGGUGUACAAGGAGAGCGAGCUGCGCCACAUCGACGACAGGAUCCAACUCGCAAAGAUGAUGCUCCACCGUCUGCGGCUGGGAAUCCUAGCCCAACAGUACGGACUCUCGGGAUUCUAUCUCAUGGAGGACUACAGCAAGGAGAACGUUGGGCUCCAGGUCAGCUGGAAUAGCUUCGAGGGCGACUUCCUCAAUUCACAGAGGCAAGAAGAGGAGCACAAGAAGGACGGAGAGGAGGUUGGGAGUUCGGAGGAAAAGAGGGAGGCGGGAGAGAAGGGGUUAUUAGGGGGCAAACGAGAGGGGUACACUCCUGAAAUCGAGAGCACCACCCCCGCGGAAGGAUCCAGCAUUCAGAGCAGUCAGGUGCCGUCUGAAGUAAGUGAAGAGGACACUGCUGACACGACACAGCUACCUGAGCUUGCGGUGGGCAGAAAGGUGUCCUCUCUCCUGAACGACUUGCGGAAGCAUUCCCCAGGUUCACACAGUAUUGCAUCUAGUGCCUCGUCGACAGCAGUGGGUGCUGGGAACAGUACAGGCGUUGAAGGAAGAGGAGGUAGCAUUGUAUGCGAGGAACCACCCGCCAGCCUCUCGCGAUUUGCGAUCAAGAAACGACUGAUAGUUGGAAACACCUCGCAGUUUCUGGAUCCAAGUGCUCGCAGCACCAUCGAUGGCUCCACCCACAAAUGGAUGGUGUACGUUCGAGGCCCCGGGAAGCAAGCUGACAUCAGCUCAUUUGUGAAGGCCGUUCGCUUCUUUCUCCACCCCAGCUAUCACCCAAACGACAUCAUUCGUGUCUCGAAGCCUCCGUUUCACCUGACUCGGUACGGAUGGGGGGAAUUCCCUGUGAGAGUUCAGCUGGAGUUCACCGACAAAGUCAACAAGCACGUGGACAUCAUUCACAAACUGGUCCUGGACAGAACGCACACCGGACACCAGACACUAGGCUCAGAGACUGUCGUGGAUUUGGAUCUAGUCACCACGGAGGCUCCAUCUCCAUCAGUCAGCGGAGACGACAGAGCUGGACCAAGAAACAAUUCAGUAGCGCACCCAUUCAGUGCAUCGUCGCACAGCAGUGAGAAGAAACACAGAGAGUCUGAAGCGACUGCACCAGAGGGAGAGAUGGAUUCCCGACACAUUCACCACGUCUUCCUACCUGCCACGUCGACUGUGGACCAAGUCCUAUUGGACCACAGCUACUCACAGAUUGUCGUCGUCUCUCGCCGAUCGAGGCCCCUGCAAUUAACCACCGCAGACGAAGAAGCCAUGGGUACGUGCGACCUAAACACCAGAACCACACUGGAGUCGGGUGUCGAAACUGACCAUGAGACGCUCCUGGAUGACCUAUUGCACUCUAUCGUGAAAACCGCCCCUCUGUGUGGGCCCGAGUCGAGCGGGUUCCAUCUCGUCGCUCCGUCAAUUGAGGUAUUCAAGAGAUGGAACAUUGGUCGGCGACGAGCCUCUGAGUGGAUGAGAGCCGUCGCAAUGAAGAGAGUGAUCCGCUCGCUGGAACCUCCUGUCCCCCAGGCCAGCUCCCUCACCACCAAGCAGGUGAUGGAGUGGUGUCGGAGAAACGGGUACACUCCCCUGGACCCGGUACCGCAGUCAAGUAGAGGUUUCUGCAAGUACUGCGGCUGCCAGUUGCCCACCUGCUGGGAGGAGACGGAGCAAAGAGAGAGAAUCUCGCACUCGCGAUGCGCUGACAAGAUGGAGGUCCAAUCGGAGGAAGAAGACAGGGGCAGAGGGGAGGGUUACAGCGACAGUGACAGUGACAGCGAGCCAAUGCAGGAGGAGGAGGAGGAGGAGGAGAGAGGAGACGGACAGAGAACAAUCCAACGAGCUACAACCGCCAGAAUCGGGCAGCGCUUUUCGACGCUUUCGGAUCCUUUCCGGUUGUUUGAGUCGCUGGCAUCAAAGGCCAGAAAGCUGCGUGUGUUGCAGGCACAGCAGGCCCGAGACCAAAUGGUAGACGUCCUCUCUGUACCGUCGCAGCGACACCAGGUGGGCGAACCUGUCCCCCGAUUCCGUGUACCGCAGACUCCGGAACUGAAGUGGGUCCAGCGAACUGCAGCGGCCAUCGGGAUCCGCAUAUAUCCGGCAGUCAUCGACCGGAUGUACGCCCACGUUGUGGAGCACAUGAUCUACAUGGCGUGCACCAAGUUUGCGCGUGUCGUCAUGGACCGUGCCGUGACGGAAUCGGCCCAGGAGGUCGAGGGUGACUCGAAUGACGAGAGGUGUAUUGUCCCCCUACACAUCUACCGUGCAGUGGAGGGCUUGGACUGUUGUGAUUUCCUGACAAAUGCCUACAUGGGUGUCCCUCUGGCUGAUCACGACUCAUCUGCAGCUAAUAACAAACCACCAUCAACUACCGAUAGAGAUAGGACAUAUAGGGAUGAAUGAUUUUCUUUCUGCCUCGCUGUUCUCUUUCACCUGAUUCUAAUUUCUUUCUAAAGACGUGUAUUAUACAUUUUUUCAAGCAAGCAUGAUAUUUUUUCCAUUUACCCUCUGAUGCAUGAAUGCAUUACUUGAUGAUUCGAUGUACCGUA